AUGGCGAGCCGUCCUGCCCUGCAAGCCCUGCUCUCCGUUCAGGAGUCUCUUCGGCGCGCAGCCGAAAGCUGCGAAGUCGUGUUGCAACAUGAGGCGUUCCUCGGCGAAGCGCUUGAAGAGCUGCAAGCUCCAGCUAGUGGCUCCAAUGUGCUGUCCGCUUGCCACGAGCUCGCCAAGUCUGUGAGGCAUGCUCCUGAGGCGCCAGCGCGGCAACUGAUGACCUACACGCCUUUCCUCGAAUCUACAGGAUGGGUUUGGGCCGACUUUGCCAUCGCCACUGCCUUCUUCCUGGUGCUGGCAAUCCUGUGGGAAUGUCUAUUCCUCCGGAGCACCCUUUCCUGCUGCCGAAAGGCAGUGGGGGACUUCAGCGGGAUCCGCAAGCAGAUUCAGGAGCUCGGUGGCCGGCUCGCCAUCGCCACUGGCUGGGGCCACGAGUCCCCGACAACGUCAGAGCGCGAGGUCGAGAAAGAUGAUGCCCAGGUGCCGGAGGACAAGGACAAGCACAAGGAGGAUCCCGCCAGCUUCUGGGCCGGCCUGGCAGAGGAGGCCCUGAAGCAACCGCCCGAUGCGCAGACGGACCUGCCGGCUGCCAGCUGUGAGGUGGGCUUCGAUCACCUCAACUUUGCUGGCAAAGCCUCAGAAGGUCAGGCGGAGGUCACUCUCUACCGAAGAGGUGCGGCCUCAGAGAGUGUGGCCGUGCGCGUGGUGCCGUCCAAGUCGCCUCUGGAGUCGACGGAUUGCGUUGCCUGCAACGGCAAGGACUACGUCCUGGAGGAGACGAUCAUAAAGUUCAAGCCGAACGAGACCAGCGCCAGGUUGCCCAUAACCCUGCGACAGCCCGGCAAACACCGCGCCACACAGUACUUCGAGAUCGAGCUUGCCGAGGUGGUGGAGGGCUCUGCUGCGCUCGGUGGGCCUACGCUCGGCCUGGACACUGAGCGCCGCAAGGUGCGGGUGUACAUCUUCAACGACUACGCCUUUCCAUGCGACAUCCCUGAGCACCGACGGAAGUCCAAACUGUGGAUCACCUGGUACUACCUGCAGGAGCGGCGCUUGUCGAGGGGCAUUCGAUGGUGGAAGACCUUGCUUGGCCUCCUGUAUCAGCCGAUCCAUAGCGUUUGCGUCACGGCUCUGGUCCAGAAGCUGGCCCUGGACAGGGUGUCCGAUCCCGACUAUCCUGGGGACAAGCUGCUGGAGCUUGCAAUUCUCGGUUUGGUCUCCUUCCUGUCCCUGGCCCUCUUGCGCUGGGGGGACAAGGUAGCGACCGAGAACCGUGGCCGCACUGGGGGCACUCGCAUGGUCCAUCGACGGCAGCUCUUUGCCAAGCUUCUGAUGCUGGAUGCCGAGGAACUGACAGGGGUAGAAGGCCACUGGUGGUUCUACGUGGGAGUGAACAACACGGACAUCAUGGCCAAGGAUGCCUACUACCAAGGCUUCGUGGUGCUUCAGAGUGUCUUCGGCCUCCUGCUGUCCAUCGCGAUGCUCUGCUAUGCUCAGUUCAGCAAGCUAGCCGAAGAGGAUGUGAGUGAGGAGUUCUUGAACCUCAUUGUACCCUCCGUGGCUAUGGUGGUCACGGCGCUGUUGUGCGCCUUUGCUGUGCUUCGGCUCCCCAGGCUCGGGAAACUCCUGGUGGAAAGGAUGCGGGGUGAGGCUGCUUGGGUAGACACCCUGUCCUGGCUCUGCCACGCGGGCCUGCCCAUGCAGAGUCUCGCCACGCGCACCCACGCCAAGCUGGACAUGCGUUUCACCGCCGAGUCCAAGUUCUUCACAACUUUCCACGUGAAAGCCCGGGACUUCAGCAACGACACAGUCUGGUUUACCAAGUGGAUCACGAACCUUGUGCGCAUCCUGAUCUUGGUUCUGGGCACCGCCGCGUUAUUGAAGAGCCGCCGCGAAGGGUCGGACGCCUUCCAAUCCGGCGACUUCGUCUUCCAGCUGAAAGUCUUCUCCAGCUGCGGAAAGUACCUGGAGAAGGUCAUCUCAUCUCUGAUCAAGAUGUUCUCCGCCAGCGUGGGGCUCGAGCAGUUCGUCUCCUUGGUGAACCUCCCCGAGAAGUCCACAUUGAAGUCUAGCGGGUCGCACGUGUUCCGCGCCCACGGGUCGAACGAGAUCCGCUUCGAGAAGGGCGACGACUACGCGGAUGGAUGUGAUGGCAAAGAGCAGACCGAACUCGCGCGGCAUAAAUCCAGGAUUGUCCAUCGAAGCUUCACCAUCCCACUGGGCGGUGCAGUUCGCGUGUCGAGCACCCAGGAGAAGGAGCUGGUCAACUUUUUCACUCAGGUGAGCGAGCUGAAAAUGCUCCACUUUGGGCGGAUGUAUCGACCUGCAGGCAUCCGCGUGGGCUACGUGCCUGCCGUGGCACUGAGAACUCCCCACACCAAGGUGAUGGAGGAGCUCCAGGAUGGCUGUCCUGCGGGCAUUCCGAUAGGCGAGCGGCUGGUGCACCUGUUGGAAAUCAACCCGCAGAAGAGGAUGAAGGACCUUCGCCCAGGGGAGGCGCAGCUGCUGGCCAUCCUUUUGGCCCUCUUCCGCGACCCGGACGUGCUCGUGUUGAACAGGCCGUGUGCUCUGCUCACCGAGUCGCAGCACCAGAAGGUGUGGACGUUGCUGGAAUUGUGGCAGACGGGCGGCGCUGCGAAACUUCUGGAGAACUUCGGCUUGGCUCCGCAGCAGCCAGCCAAGCCAGGGCUACCCCGCAGGAAGCGAACUCUGAUCACUUCCCGGCAGGACGUUGCGCUGAAUCCGAAUUCACACUGCUCAGUCUACGACUUGGACUUGGAUACGGGGAGAGGUGAGUUUGUAUCCCGUGACCAGUCGCGACCUAUCGGGCUUUAA
Symbiodinium natans is the source of this 2835-nucleotide messenger RNA. NCBI's taxonomy places the organism in Eukaryota, Dinophyceae, Suessiales, Symbiodiniaceae. The record is from the annotation of a GenBank genome assembly.